GAAUGCAUUAAAAUUGCUUCCAUGAUGGCAGAAAAUAACCAACCUGGACGACCUAUUUUCCCGUAUCAGGUUAAGCAAAUCGUGACCUCUCGGCUGAUACUCCGCCCGAUGUGCGACGAGGAUAUUGACUAUUUCCAUGAUAUCCGCACCAGGCCGGAGGUUAUGAAGUGGACCCACAAACGCAAAAUCGACAACGACAUACAAGAAACAAAAUCAUGGAUAAAUAGGUUUCUUCGACCAGACCGAUCAAAUCCACCAUUUCACCUUUCAAUCAUUGAAAAAACUACAGGACAUAUUAUUGGAAUGGCCGGAGUGUAUACUCUGCACCCUCAAGCGGAGCUUGGUUACAUGUUGCAUCCUGAUAAAUGGGGUGUAGGGUAUGCAACGGAAGCUCUAACAGCUUUCCUACAGAAAUGGUGGGAAUUGCCCCGUUAUAACCAAGAUAAGGCCUCUAAUAUUGAGGACUGGUUAUUUGCCGACGCCCAUAAGGAGAACGGUGUGAGUUUACGGCUGAUGGAAAAACUUGGGUUUGAGAGGUAUACGGUGUUCGUUGAGGAUGGGGAUGAGAUUAUUGGUUUGAGAUUGAGAUCAUCGCUGUAUUAAGAAUUAUUAUGGACCUUGUAGACAGUAC
Penicillium subrubescens is the source of this 631-nucleotide messenger RNA. Its product is annotated as GNAT family N-acetyltransferase. Bases 22 to 603 code for a protein of 193 amino acids. Lineage: Eukaryota; Fungi; Ascomycota; Eurotiomycetes; Eurotiales; Aspergillaceae. The record is from RefSeq and is a predicted model, not a curated record. The transcript is spliced from 2 exons. Gene Ontology annotation, molecular function: acyltransferase activity, transferring groups other than amino-acyl groups.